Molecule: messenger RNA, 909 nt
Organism: Diospyros lotus (date-plum)
Lineage: Eukaryota; Viridiplantae; Streptophyta; Magnoliopsida; Ericales; Ebenaceae
Exons: 1
Coding region: 1-909 (302 amino acids)
Source: RefSeq, a predicted model, not a curated record
AUGAGAAACAUAGCAACUUGUUACAGUGAACAUGCCAUUAAGGUAUCGGAUUCCUACUGUUCAGGGCCUUCAAAAGAGUCCUUUCUUUCUCCAAACUUGAUCCCUUCGACCCAAGACGCAGUUACAUGUACCUACAGGGCAAAACUAUCCACCAGAAGGAACCUCCUGAUCAAGCUCACUUGGUGCAAUUUCACAGGCAAAGGCUUCGCCAUUAGUGUUUCUGAUGAUCCGUCUUCACCCUUCAAAUUCUAUUCGGGUUCUCGCCAGUUCCGAAAGCCUAAAGGCACGAAAAAUUUGGAAUCUUGCGGCUCAAAGAUUGAAGUACACUGGGAUCUCUCCAAUGCAAAAUACGAAUCCGGUCCCGAGCCCAUCGAUGGGUUCUAUCUCAUCGUUUUAAUUGACUCGGAGCUCAGCCUGCAACUCGGGGAAAUCGAUGAAGAAGAAUUAAAAGUCAAGAAUCUUGUUUCCGCCUUGCCAGUUGCAAAAUUUUCUUUACUUUCCCGGACGGAGCAUUUCUCGGGAACCAAUCAGUAUUCCACCAAGGCCCAAUUCUGCGACACGGGAAUGAAUCACGAAAUUGUGAUCAAGUGCGUUGGAGAAGAGAAGGGGCUAAACAACUCACUGUUGUCGGUUUUUAUUGACAGGAAGAAUGUGAUUCAAGUGAAGAGAUUGCAGUGGAAUUUUCGCGGAAACCAGACGAUUUUCGUGGACGGAUUGCCGGUGGAUUUGAUGUGGGAUCUUCACGAUUGGUUCUUCAAUCCAGCAUCUGGGUAUGGAGUGUUCAUGUUCAGGGCCAGAAGCGGAUUGGAUAGCAGGCUGUGGUUGGAGGAGAAGAUCAAUUUGGAGCAGAAGGAGCAAGAAAGAGUUGGGUUCUCUCUUUUGGUCUGUGCCUGUAAGAGUCCUGAUUGA